AUGCCUCCGACCCAACCACCUACAACCAAUCCUCCAACAAAUCCACCGACAGCACCGCCUUUGAUGCGUCUAACCGAAACUCCAACAAGCGCACUAACCACCACACCAACAGAAACUCCUUCGAUGCCUCCGACCCAACCACCUACAACCAAUCCUCCAACAAAUCCACCGACAGCACCGCCUUUGAUGCUUCCAACCGAAACUCCAACAAGCGCACUACCAGAAUCGCCUACGUGGAGUCCAACUCAAUCGCCUACGUGGAUUCCAACUCAACUGCCUACGUACCUUCCAAUCAUCAACACCAAGUUAGAUCUGGAAACAGCAAUUGCCACUUGGUCAAGCACGGGAUCAUCAAUCUAUGGCCCCAUUGGAAGUUGGGACGUCUCCCGGGUGACUGAUUUCUCCAACUUGUUUUCGUGGCUUGAAACCUUUAAUGAUGACAUUUCAGGAUGGCAAACAGGGCAGGUCACCAACAUGGCAGGAAUGUUUGCAGAUGCAUAUGCUUUUGACCAAGCCUUGUCAAACUGGGAUGUGAGCCGUGUUACCGACAUGUCGUAUAUGUUUGCGAGUGUGAUGUUGUUUGAUGUACCAAUUUUUAAUCAAGAUUUGUCAAGUUGGGAUGUGAGCAGUGUUACCAACAUGAAUGGAAUGUUUUAUUAUGCAUUUGAUUUUGACCAAAAUCUUUGUGCUUGGUCAGGCAAAAUACAAAGUAGUGCUGCCACAGUAGACAUGUUUUACUUUUCUGGCUGCCAAUAUCCAUCCGAUCCCGUCUUUUCACUCAGUACCAGUACGUGGAGCCCACUCUGUUCCAGUUUUUGUUAA
Seminavis robusta is the source of this 822-nucleotide messenger RNA. The record is from the annotation of a GenBank genome assembly. NCBI's taxonomy places the organism in Eukaryota, Bacillariophyta, Bacillariophyceae, Naviculales, Naviculaceae.